AAAAUUUGGCAAUACGCACAUGUUAUAUUGUGUUGUUUGUUUGUACUAUUUUGAAUUUUAUCGUUUAUGUAUAUUUUUUUUUGUAGAUCUGAACUUUACGUAUUAUAACGUAGAGCAUUCUCGACAAUGGGUAACUGUUUCACUCUAUGCCGAGUUUGGAAUUAUAAACUGUUUGUAAACUGAUAAAAGCCGAAAGAGAUUAUUCCACUGUAAUCUUAUUUAAACUUAGAGUUUAUAUUCUUGGCAGUGAGAGGCAUUCUUUUAGUCUUUUUCGUCGUCUUUUGUCUGUGGGGAGCAACGAAAACCGGGUAACAGAGAUUACAAAAACCUUGAGACUUUGUCAGUGACUCUAAGUUACGGAAAGAACUGGAGAUGGAACGCCAUUGUUUGUUGGUGAACUCAGAGUGCAUUGUGGGUGAAAUGUGUGCGGUCGCUGGCGGUUUUCGUGGUCCCGACAGUUAGGCAAGGUGUCCUGUUCCUGAUUGCAGAACAUGGUGUUAAGCUUAAGGGUGUCGGAACUGCAGGUGCUGUUAGGCUUUGCGGGUCAGAGUAAGUUCGGCAAGAAGAACGAAUUGCAAGCUAGAGCUGUUAAUUUGAUACGUCGCAACUCCGUCCCCAUUAAGAUGAAGAUAAUGGAACUGUACGAUUCGAUCCAGCAGGGCCACACCGCUGGCUCCUUGAACGCUGCCCCCGUCCCUGACGCCACCAGCGACAUGGCAGCCCGCCGCAACGCAGCCCGCCAGCCCCAGCUGCGCCCCAUGUACCCCGCCUACGCCACGCAGCCGCCCCUGCCCCAGAUCCCCAUGCCGCGCCCCAACCUGUACCCCAUGCCGGUGUACAACCCCUACCAGCAGCCCAACAUCACCCAGCCCCCGGCGGUGACCGCGGCCACCAGCUACCCCCUCUGCCCCGACGUCAAGCUGAAGAAGCUGCCCUUCUACGACGUGUUGGGGGUGCUCGUCAAGACGUCUAGUCUGAUGCCUCAGGGCUCGCAGCGACCGCAGGAGGCCAACUUCGUGUUCCACCUGACGCCCCAGCAGUCCACCGACAUCGGGGUGAACCGGGACACGCGGCCGGGCAGCAAGCUCGACUACCUCAACCAGGUGCAGGUGCGGUUCUGCCUGCUGGACACCACCACGGAGCAGGACGACUGCUUCCCGUCCGGCAUCGCCCUCAAGGUCAACGGCAAGACCUGCACCCUGCCCGCAGCCAUCCCCCCCAACAGGCCAGGGGUGGAGCCCAAGAGGCCACCGCGUCCUGUCAACGUGACCAACUGUGUGAAGAUCAGCCCUGUGGUGACCAACCACAUAACAGUGCAGUGGAAUCCUGAGUUUGGCCGCAUGUUCACCAUCUCGGCCAACCUGGUCAAGAAGCUCACCGCGGACGAUCUGCUGCAGAGGCUACGACUCAGGGGGUUCCGCCCCACCGACUACACCAAGGGCAUUAUCAAGGACAAGUUGAACGAGGACCAGGAGGGCGAGAUAGCCACCACGUCCCUGCGAGUGUCCCUCAUGUGCCCGCUCAUGAAGACCCGCAUGAUCUUCCCCUGCCGAGCCACCACCUGCAACCACCUGCAGUGCUUCGACGCCAAGGCCUACCUCAACAUGAACGAGCGCAAGCCCACCUGGAUGUGUCCCGUCUGCAGCAUGCCCUGCCUCUUCGACAACCUCAUGCUGGACGGGUACUUCCAGGACGUGCUGCAGUCGCCCACGCUGCCGGAGGACGCCCUGGAGAUACAGCUGCUGCAGGACGGCUCGUGGACCGCCAUGUCCGUCAAGGAGGAGCUGCCCAGCUCCUCGAACAAGGCGGUGGUGCACAGCGAGAUCAUCGCGGAUGACGUGGAGGAGGUGACGACCGGCGAGCAAGACAAGGAGGCGGUGUCGGCCCCGGACAAGGAGCUGGGGGCCAUCGACCUGACGCUGAGCGACGGGGAGGAAGAGACCGCGGCGUCCGUCAAGGCCGACCCAGAGCCCGUCAAGGCGGCGGGCAACGAGAAGUCAUCGCCAGCACCUGCGUCUGCCCCCACCCCACCAGCCAGCUCCCUCGGUGACUCCGUGGUGCUUAUCGACUUGACUUAACUACACUGCUGAGCAAUCCUGAUACACAUUGAUUGGUGCGCCCCUUUUUGUCGAGGCGUGUGGGUGAUGAUUGCAUCGUGAAGUGUUGAUUUCCUGGAAAGUUGUGAUCUCAGUGGAACGUGAGAAGACAUCUAUCCGUUGAUUCUAUAUUAUGUACGUACUACCUAUGUUUUAGCAUUAACCGUUGCUGACUUCAACAGCUGUGUCUGUGGUUGGUUGCGUUCUCCCUACGUAUUUGCGUGUGAAGAAAUGAGUUGAAGUACGCUUAUGGACUUUGGCCACCAUUAGCUGGUUCUGUGUGUCUGGUAUUGAAUUCAAUUUUUUUAUUAACAAAGUUUUAAUGAAAUCUACACGUCUUUCAAAAGA
This is a messenger RNA of Bacillus rossius redtenbacheri, 2444 nucleotides long. Its product is annotated as E3 SUMO-protein ligase PIAS3-like. The record is from RefSeq and is a predicted model, not a curated record. The transcript is spliced from 12 exons. Gene Ontology annotation, cellular component: chromatin. Gene Ontology annotation, biological process: regulation of transcription by RNA polymerase II; protein sumoylation. NCBI's taxonomy places the organism in Eukaryota, Metazoa, Arthropoda, Insecta, Phasmatodea, Bacillidae. Gene Ontology annotation, molecular function: SUMO ligase activity; zinc ion binding; transcription coregulator activity. The coding region runs from base 492 to 2078 and encodes 528 amino acids.